Molecule: messenger RNA, 926 nt
Organism: Linepithema humile (Argentine ant)
Lineage: Eukaryota; Metazoa; Arthropoda; Insecta; Hymenoptera; Formicidae
Product: centrosomal protein 20
Biological process (GO): microtubule anchoring
Cellular component (GO): microtubule organizing center
Molecular function (GO): protein binding
Source: RefSeq, a predicted model, not a curated record
GUUGUACUACUGAAAUUUAUUGAUGCCGGUCCGAGGAGGAUCGUGCUUCUGAGAUUAGUGUAGUAACGGUGUUUGCAAACUUGAAUUUAAAAAAAAUUUUUUAUUGCAUUUCGCAAAUAUAUGUAAAAUUGUGCUGUGAGAUUCCAGACAUUUUUUCACGACAAACAUGAACGUGAUGGAGGGUGAAUCUGUUCAGUAUUUACAAAUGUCAAGCGAUAUCGAGAUCCAAGUACUGAACGAGUGAAGUAAAUGUCGAAAGGAUAUUGAAGUUUGAUAAGAAUUUUGAAAGAAGCGAUACUUCCCUUGGCUGCCUUUAUGGACUCAAUUAUUUUAUAUUUCGAAUUUCCAUGAAAUAUUAAUACAGCGUGAAAUGGCGACAGAAAAGGAUCUAGUGAAUGCUGUAAGAGAAUCACUGAAGGCUGACGGAGACUUAGAUCGCAUAAAAGCAGAAAUGCGCACAGAAGUGAUAAAGCUGCUCGAUUGUUCCAGCAAAGAGAAUAAAUCAAAAACUGUCAAGCCGUCACACGAUAUUGUGUUCCUUAAUGAACUCAUUAGGGAGUAUCUGGAUUGGAUGGGAUAUAAAUAUAGUUCCACUGUGUUUAUCGCAGAAUGUGAUCUCCCAAAGCAUGCCUUGGAUCGUACACUUCUCACACAGGGUUUAAGAGUGAAAGACAACGAAAAGAGCAGGAACUUACCACUAUUGUGCAGUCUUGUGCAAACGUUUACCGAUUUAAAAAAAUACUUAAUUAUAAAUUCCUUGCAACAAAAGUGUAGAUCAUUUGAGAUGAGAAAAAAAUCGCGAUUUUUAAAUGCUAUUUAUUUCAUAUGCGUAUUACAUACAAGUAUGAGAGCCUUUCAUGCACAAACUGAGAUAUAGUACACAGAUUUGUAUAUUUGUUAUUUAAAUAAAGAAAAGAAAAGUCUUA